AUGCCUCCAGUGCAACACCCAUACCCUGGGCUCUUCGGCCCUGGCAAAGGUAUACGAGCUUUCACUGGCCGUCUCCGCAAUGGGCACCCUCAUCCAAUCUUGAUCAAUGCACAAGAUGGCCAUCCUUACCCUCUGGGAGGACGUACUACUCGGUGUUCCUCGCCCACGACGCCUCCAGCCGAACGGCGUGCCUAUGCAGCACGAGAGCAGGCUCGCAAGGCCAAGACCCAUUCUUCAACCAGCGAUACUUCGGAGAGGUCAAUUUCAGUCCCACCGCAGGCACGUCACACCCAUGCUCAUCGAGGAGUGCAUUCAAGGCGAGAGUUUGAGCCCGAGCUUGAGCAUCUGCCACACAGGCACAAGCAUGCAACUAGGCACCAUGGGAAGGCAUCAAAGCCUGUCAAUCCACCACGACGGCCUGAUAGUGAUAUUGAAUCCCACUGGAGUACCAACGUGCAUGUCCCACGGACCCAUCACGAUCCUUACCACCGUCAUCAUCAUCAUCAUCAUCAUGCCGCUCAUCUCGAUCAUGUCGUGUUCAAGGCGCCCUUGAAUUGUCAGUGCCCUGAUUGCCUUGAGGAAGCUCAGCCGGGUCAUCCUCAGCCCGUUGAGAACACCAGAGAUGAUCCUGUGCCGACCAAACGCAUCUACGAUCAUCAUUCGCACUCCUUCGGAACUCAACCUGUUCCUGUUGAUCCCCGGAUCGUCUGUAGCUGUGGAUUCGUGCAUGCUGAACCUGCGCGGCGGCAGUCAUCUCGGUCUACAAGCCCUGAAAAACAUCGAAAGGGACAUUUUAAACACUCAACCGAGCCAGAGGGAGGCCGGUCUCAUCGCCACCGCCAUAUUCGACACCGCCGCGACACGACUGAUUCGUCCUCUGACAGGACAAAUGCCGAGGUAAAUGACACGAGCUCGGAGAGCGAUGGGGAGACCAGGACUGGUGGAGAUGAGAAGGGUGAGUAUGAUUUGCCGAGUGAUUGGCAGUUCUGCAAUGAAUUCUGCUGUGGACAUCCCGUAUUUUAUAUUCUGCGAUGA
Penicillium brasilianum is the source of this 1035-nucleotide messenger RNA. Lineage: Eukaryota; Fungi; Ascomycota; Eurotiomycetes; Eurotiales; Aspergillaceae. The record is from the annotation of a GenBank genome assembly.